CCGCCGCUGUAAGUCGCUGUUGGGCGGCGGAUCCAUGAAGCGGCGUCUGUUUGCUGGUUAAUGUUCCACCGCCUCCUUCCCUCCCCACCUCCUCCGGUAUAUUUUUUUUGCCUCUGUCUCUCUCUCACACACACUGAGCCUGUUGGUGUGUGUUUGAGAGAGGGAGGGGGGGUAGGUAUCAUGGCGGUGCUCCAGUGACUCUCAGCAAAGACUCAAGAUCAGUGUCUUUCUCUCACCGUCCCCCCCACUACACCCGUCUCUGACCAGGACCCCCCAUCGUACCGCAGUUUCCUUUUUUUUGUUUCCCUUUCUCUUUUCCCUUCUCUAACACUCAUUCCUCCUUUUACAUCGGCGGGUGGCAAGGCAGCUUUCUCGGCAUUCCCCCCCCCCCCCCCCUUUCCAUCCUCCCAACGUUGGAUUUAUGAUUCCCGUCAGCUCUUCGACAUGCAGCCUCCUCCGAGAAAGGUGAAAGUUACUCAAGAACUGAAAAACAUCCAUGCUGACCAAAUGACUAAACUUCAGGCGAAGCAUCAGGGAGAGUGUGAUUUACUGGAAGAUUUGAGGACCUUCAGUCAGAAGAGAAUUGCAAUUGAGAAGGACUAUGCUCAGGCUCUGCAGAAGCUAGCCACCCAAUAUCUUAAGAGAGAAUGGGUUGGAUUAAAACUUGAUGAAAAAAGUGAACAUAACAGGAGCAUGCUUGCAGUAUGGAAGUCCUACCUUGAAGGAACCUUACAUUUGGCCCAGUCUCGAAUUAUUGCGUCUGAAAACUAUAGGAAUCAGAUUUUGGAGCCAGCUAAAAUUAUAAAAAGUAUUAAAGAACAGCAGCUAAAAAAGUGUAUUGAUCAGCUGACAAGGAUACAAGCUGAAUUCCAAGAGACUGUGAAGGAUCUGGCAAAGUCUAAAAAGAAGUAUUUUGAGCUGGAACAGAUGGCUCACGCAGCGCGGGAGAAAGCCGAUAUAGAGGCCAAGUCAAAACUUAGUCUGUUUCAGUCAAGAAUAGGUUUACAGAAAGCAAGUGUAAAGUUAAAAGCACGACGCAGUGAGUGCAACACAAAAGCUAACCAUGCUAGAAAUGACUAUCUUCUUACACUGGCAGCUGCAAAUGCACAUCAAGAUCGCUAUUAUCAGAUAGAUCUGGUAAACAUGAUGCUGGCUCUGGAUGGGAAUUUCUAUGACCAUCUUAAAGAAUACUUGAUGGUUUUCAACAGAACAGAGCUUGAGGCCUGUCAGUCUGUACAGAAUACAUUCCAGUUGCUGGUAGAAGCUUCCAGCAAGGGAUUGCAAGAUUACAAUCUACAGCUUUUUCUGCAAGAAAAUCCAGUAUUCUUAAAACCCCAGCCAUUCCAGUUCCAGCCGAGCGAUAAUGAUAUGAGUUUUAAUACAGUGCAGCUUGUGGACAUAGACCUCUCACCAGUCAGCACUUUGCGAAUGACUUUAACAGAGAGUCGGCAAUUGGAGUAUGAAUCUGGGACCACUGAGGAACACAGCCUUAACAAGGAGGCUCGUAAAUGGGCAACACGUGUUGCACGAGAGCAUAAAACAAUCAUUCAUAGUCAAAGGGCAUUGGACGAUCUAAAGGCUCAUGGAACUGUGGCUUCAGAACAAGGGCGAAUUGAAUUGGAACAAAAAGUAGAAGAGACGAGAGAAACUAUCCGCAAGGCUGAGACAGUCAAGCUCAAGGCUGAAGCACGACUGGAGUUACUGAGACAGAUUGGAGUUGCUGUGGAUACAUGGUUGAAAAGUGCCAUGAAUCAAGUAAUGGAGGAACUGGAAAAUGAGCGCUGGGCAAGCCUCCCAUCACUCCCAAACAGUGAAUCUGUACACCUGGGCACUCUGAAUCUUGAAAAGGAUGAUGGUGAGGAAUAUGAGGACAAUAUGGAUGUGUUCGAUGAUAGCAGCUCAAGUCCUUCUGGCACAUUGCGGAUGUAUCCCCUUACCUGCAAGGUGCUGUAUUCAUAUAAGGCUAACCAACCAGAUGAGCUCACAAUUGAAGAACAUGAAUUCUUGGAAGUAAUUGAAGAUGGUGACAUGGAAGACUGGGUGAAGGCAAGGAAUAAGGCAGCUCAAGUAGGAUAUGUACCAGAGAAGUACCUGCAGUUUCCAACUUCCAAUAGUCUAAUCAGUAUGUUGCAAACUCUGGGUUCCUUGGAUGCAAGAUCUCAUUCCUCCAGCAACUCUACAGAGCCUGAUCUGGUAACUGGUGGCAUUAAUGGAGAUUCCAAUGUUUGUUUUGUGAAGGCACUUUACGAUUAUGAGGGGCAGACUGCAGAUGAACUUUCAUUCCCUGAGGGAGCUAUCAUUAGGAUACUAAACAAAGAAAACCAAGAGGACGAUGGCUUUUGGGAGGGUGAGCUUAAUGGCAGCGUUGGUGUCUUUCCUUCUGUGUUAGUGGAGGAACUGGCAGGAUCUGAGAAUGGCGACUCUCAAUGGACUGGAGACACGCAGCAGGUAUCUCCAUCCUCAAGACCACAGGCCAGUCUUCCUUCAUUACCAUUGUAUGAUCAGCCACCUUCCAGCCCUUUCAGCAGUCCAGACAAGACAGGAUCACAAUCCUUCCCCAGAUCACCUUCAGUAACAGAUCAUGAAAGCUUACUUUUGGAAGCAUCCACUAAUCAACAGCUACAGAGAUACACACCAGAAACAUCAAUUGGGAAAAUCCGACCGGUACGGGCUGCUCCACCUCCACCUACCCAGCACCAUCGUCGAAAAACAGAAAAAACAGAGGAAGUAGAAAUAACUUUGGUGUAGCAACAAAUCACCAUUGUGCAAUUAGACUUGAGACUGGAUUAUUCAGCAUUUUCUGUUUCAGAUUCCUUUAAGUUCUCCACCACCAGUACAAUGGAAUCUACAAUUCAAAAACAGUGGAUGGCAAUGGGAAAAAAGGCAGUUAUGAAGUGUGGGUCCUGAAGAAAAUUGUCGUUCCUUCUUUGUUUUACAAAUAUCAUGUGCCUUUAUAGCCACCACUUUAUAUUUCUGGUGAUUUAAACUGCUUGACCAAUCUAACUUUCAACUGGUCCAGUCUUGUUUCAAUCCUCUCUUUAAAAGACAUUUAACACAUUGCUUCAUCUGUCCCCAGUGCCGCAGAGUCUGGUACUUCUGUAAUUAUAUGACUAUUGUGCUGUGCAGGGCACAGUUUUGGAAAAGAAACUUAUGAUUCACUGGUAAAGUUCCAAUACAUAGCUUUAGAUUUCUGCACCAGUGCCUGUAGUGCCAGAUACCAAUCAUUCAUCAUUGUUUGAUGCUGAGGAAUGUAGAUAGAAGUAAAGUUUUUUUUAAAGGCACAGUUUGUGUUCUUCUUACAAUUUAUGUUGUAAAUUCAUUAGCACAUUACUGUAGCCAUAAAGUUGAACUACUUGUAAGACAUAUCUCCCUUUAGUAUUAAUCCAGUCUGUAUACAUGUAUUCAGCUGUAAUGUGCAGUAGUGUGAAUGGGCUAGAAGCAUUGAGGGAAAAAGCUUGAGUAAGCAGUGAAAUUCUUUUUUAAGAGGGGCUGGUUCCUCUCAGUAGCUCCAGUGCAAAGAAAGAAUCAGACAAAUGAGGGAAUGAAUAAAAAUAAAUGCCUCUAUCUUAACUCAAAGAGUCUUAGUUUUCCAUGGUUGUGUAUGACUAAUAUUUAUGCAAUAUUUCUAGUCAAGAAAGAAAAUACAUUAUGGACAUGUUAAAGUGGAAAACUUUAUGAAGAUAUUUUCAGUGAAGGUUUAGAGCAAUGAAUGCUUUUCAACUAAGAGGUUUUCUCCUUGAGUAUGUGUUGUCUUUCUUCUUAGUUUAAAACAAACCCUUAAAAUCACGACUUUUUAACUUAGGUAUAGUAUGUUAGUUAAUUCUCACCAGGCUGAUUAUUUUUUCAUCCAAAAAAAUUGACAUUGUACUUCCCUGAAUAUAUGACAGUAUUAUGCUGGGAGGCAUUAUUGAUUGCUGAAUAACACAAUUUCAUGACUGCAGUAAGCCAUUUGACUUUCUUGGGUGAAUAAAUUAAAUAUUUAAUUGGCAUCUUUAAAUAGGAUUGGCAGGCUUGAAGUUUAAAAACAUAGGAAACAUAUCUCCACUGAUAUAAUACAAAUGUCUGUUUAUAUUGCAUUUUGCUAGAGCACACUUCAAACUUCUGAAUUAUAUGCACACUUCAAAUUUGAUUUCACAGUCUGGGUUUCAGAUGUACACUGUGUUGAAUGUACUAAAGUUUAGGAAACUAGGAAACUGGAAAACAGGAUUAGAAGCUAAAAUAGCAUGUCAAUUGUUGGAAACUAAACACUAAAUGAAUAACUGCCAAGUGUUUUCAUACAACUGUUAGAUUCAAGUAACAGAGUAGCAGAGGUGAUGUAAUUCAAAGAUUAACUUUUCAUAGUCAAUUCUUGAAUGAUUCAGUUUGAGACAAAAGACCUCAAAUCUGUUAACUGCCACUUUUCAAGCGAUCUUUUCUCUCUUAAACUUUUGCCUUUCACAAUAAGAGUUUGAUUUGCCGGUGAACCCUUGCAUACCAAUACUGCCAGAAGAGAAAUUAAGGUUAGCAAUUGUGGUUUUAAAUUCAAUUGUAACAUUUGGUUCCUGUACUUUUUAUAGUAAGAACUUAUAGAGAACCUCAAAAUAUCUCCAUUGGGAAUCAGCUUUUGAGUCCUGCACCUUCUCACAACUGACUUGUUCCAUUAAGGCAAAAGCAAAACCAAUAUGUUCAGACACUGCAAUUCUACCUAGCUUUGUAUUAACCUUUUACCAGUAAUGUAGACAUUAGAAAGAAACUUUUGAUCCAUCUUGAUAUUCAACUCUCUAUUUCUUCAAAUCUAGAAAUCUCACUUUCCCAAUUUCAAGCUGGGUUUAUAUCAUUUUAACAAUAAAUUGAUGGGAAUUCAAUUGAAUUACCCUUUUAAUUAUCGCAUAAACUCCAAGUUUUGAUUUAGCAGCCAUUCCAUUUUGUUUUCCUUUUAUGCAGAUUAAUUUCUGUGGUACAUUUAAAUGCACACAUUGAGAUAAACAUAAUAAAGCGUUGUACAUUAUGCUGAAAUGCAAUCAAUCAUAUCACUUUUUGAUUAGAAAUACAACAUGUAGAGGUGUCAUGUUACAUGUGAUCAUUGCAUAUGUGAUUGAAACAUUGAAUGCUAAAAUCUAUAGGACAGACCUGUUGUUGCAAGCAGGGAACUCCCAUUUAAAAGACUAAACUCCAUUCCCUUUUUCACCACCUCAAAACAUGUCUGAUUCUGCCUAAGACCCCACUGAUAAAUUCGCAAUUCAUUUCAGUGGUGAUAAUUGAAUCAUUUCAGAAAUAUUUGCUAUGUUAUGCUUCCUGCUAACCAAGGCAAAUUGAUGGUGAUAGCCCUGGAGAAAUUCAUUACUGAUGGGUUGGGUCUUUCCUGCUGAAAAAUGAUAUCAAAGCAGGAAAGCAAAGAAAGUAGUAGAACAAAAUUGUGAAAUAUCAAAAAGGGGCAGGUAUUAAUGACUGCUGUUAAAGUUCAGUCUUACUGACUACACAAGUUGAUCGAGGAUUAAGACUGAAUCAGAAUUUCUGCUUAAAGUGAGUCUGUGAAAAUAGUAUGUGCAAUUUGUAUGCUUGCAUCAGGUAUGUGUUAGUAUUUCUAAAUGCUUGUCAUGGUUAAUUAAGCGGAAAAAAAGAAGCUUUGUUUGAAAGCUUUGAGGGUAGCAUAGAUUUUAUAUGCAGCAGUUUGAUCAUCUUAAAUUGAUUUGUGAUUGCAAACAUUAAACUCCAGUAGAGUCCUUACGCGAAGCCUCAUCUGGAAAAUUCACCUGUUUAUGUAACUAAUUUAGGGCAUGUUCUGAUUUCACCCUGUGGUGACCUUCACAUUGAUCAAUACUGCUAUACACUGCCUUGGGUCAUUUAGCCAUCUUGUCAGAUCUUGUGCUUUUGUCUCAUCAUGACAUGGAAGUACAUCUCCUGUUUGCCAAGAAGGGCAAGACACAGAAGUACAACUGGAGAAAUCUGAUCUUUGUUCAGUCCACCCUACUAGGAAGGAUUGUAAAUGAGGACAAGUAACAGUACUCCAAAAUAUUAAUUGUCCAAUGUUCUAAUUGAUUAUCCACAGUUAGGAAUCACCAGUUUAUUGAAGUUGCAAACAGUGUUGAAGCCUUCCAAUAUAUAAGUACAUAAUUUCACUGAUCCCCUAAUUAAAAACAGUUGUUUUGCAGAGAGGGUGCUGCAGCUUUUUACAAUGAGUUAAUAACUCAACUAUUCCUGUGUGAUUUGAUCCUUCAUUGAUGUUUGAUUAUAUAAAACCUUGGUAAUUAUUUUUAAGGCUGCUAUUGCACAACUUCUGGAAGCUGUAUAAUAGUUUAGAAAUUAGCACCUCAAAGAUAUGGAUCUGGUUUCUCAAUCAUUUUAGUAUAGACUGAGUAAAGUCAUAGCAAGUCACUGAUCAAAUAAUGGUUAGUAGAAACAAUAACUGUGCACAUUCUUUGAGUAAUUCUGUAAAACCCUCAUUAAAUAGUAUCCUACUCUCAGAAAAUUUCUUAUAGGUGUCAUUUAAAGAUACUGUACCCAUAAAUGUCUAUAUUUUAAAUGUUUGGCUCAAAGAGGUUAAGCUUAAAACUAGAAUGGUUGUGAAAUAUGUGACUGUGUAUACAUUUGGCUUAUUUGAAGCUACUGUUGUUGAGAACCUUUUGAACUAGAUGCCACAUGUUUUAGUUGUGUUUUGUAGCUCCAGAACACAGUGGAUGUACAUAUACUGCCAACAACCGAUCCUGACUUCCAUCAUUUUGGUAGUGUGGUGGUGACACUACCUGCUACAUACCUCUUGAGCUGUAGAUUCAAAUCCUGGUGAAGAACUACAGUCCAAACAUGCGUUAUAAUAUUCAGUGGCUGAGUUUAAUCACCAGGCCAAACAAACUGUAACCUUUACGAAACAUGAGACAUUUUAAUGGAAUUUACAGGAAGAAAGCACAAGUAGUUAUUGUAAUGGGAACGAAAUCAAACCAGAAACAACAUCAAAAUGUAAAGUUUUACAACAAAGAAAGGUUAUUGUUUCUCUAGAACUGCACUCUUGUAUUGUAUCACCCUAUUUUAAAUUCUUUUGUAUUCUGAAGUUCUUUUGUUUACUUUUAUGAUGUUUACAGACCAUAUUUUUAUAGCCUGAUAAUAUUGCUGUUGCCAACUCAUCCAAACUUCAUUGAUAUCCCCUUACUUCAUUUGCCUAUGAAUUAUUUGAAAGUUUGCCCCAUUUUAUAUUUUUCUCAUGUUUUGAAAUUGCAUUUAUGCUCUAAAUUAAGAACCAAGUGGUUUCAAACUAUGUUCCCUUUUAGUUGUCUACACAUUAGGCUUAUUUUCCAUAUUAUACAUUGUACAGUUGUCAGUACUUCAAGCAGAGAAAGCAAAUGUGCAAAAUGUUUUCUGCAGUGUAUUGGCUGUUAAAAUUUGUAUUUAUUAUGUACAAAUGUUAAAUAAAAAUUUGAAACUUUA
Molecule: messenger RNA, 7398 nt
Organism: Hemiscyllium ocellatum (epaulette shark)
Lineage: Eukaryota; Metazoa; Chordata; Chondrichthyes; Orectolobiformes; Hemiscylliidae
Product: F-BAR and double SH3 domains protein 2-like
Exons: 21
Coding region: 445-2748 (767 amino acids)
Biological process (GO): neuromuscular synaptic transmission; regulation of actin filament polymerization
Cellular component (GO): recycling endosome; neuromuscular junction
Molecular function (GO): protein binding
Source: RefSeq, a predicted model, not a curated record